Messenger RNA from Gymnodraco acuticeps, 997 nucleotides. RefSeq names its product actin binding transcription modulator (gene abitram). Gene Ontology annotation, molecular function: actin monomer binding; actin filament binding. Bases 128 to 676 code for a protein of 182 amino acids. Gene Ontology annotation, biological process: regulation of actin filament polymerization; regulation of filopodium assembly; dendrite morphogenesis. Lineage: Eukaryota; Metazoa; Chordata; Actinopteri; Perciformes; Bathydraconidae. Gene Ontology annotation, cellular component: dendrite; nucleus; lamellipodium. The transcript has 6 exons. The record is from RefSeq and is a predicted model, not a curated record.
UCUUCGGCGACGGAUCACUUGGUGUCACACAAUUAGUUGUCCGUCAAGCAUAGUAGUUGAGAAACAUAGGUAUUGAUGUAAAUUAAGUAUUAUUUUCUUACUAAUACCUGUAUUGUGAAUCGUUUUGAUGGACUGCUUGGAGCAGAAAGAUACUGAAGCGACGGCGCCGUCAGUUAUCGACCGAUAUUACACACGCUGGUACAGAGCAGAUAUGAAGGGGAACCCGUGUGAGGACCAUUGCAUCCUACAGCAUUCAAACAGACUGUGUGUUAUCACGUUAGCCGAGACUCACCCAAUCCUUCAGGAUGGGCGGUCAAUCAAAAGCAUCAACUACCAGAUCAGUGACGGCUGCAGUCGGCUGAACAAUAAAGUGUCUGGGAAGUCCAAGCGGGGGGGUCAGUUCGUUACUGACUUUGCACCUUUGUGUAGGAUAACAUGCACAGAUGAAACUGAAUACACAAUCUACAGCUGCAUCCGAGGCCGUCUUCUGGAGGUCAAUGAGAGUAUUUUAAAAACACCCUCUCUCUUGCUGAAAAAGCCCUUCACUGAUGGGUACAUCGCUGUCAUCUUGCCAAAGUUUGAGGAGAGCAAGACCAUCACAGAGAAUCUUCUGAGCAGAGAGGAGUUCGAGAGCAUCGUCUCCAAACGUUCUGUUGCCGAAUCUCAACCAUCAUGAAAGAGUUCUACUUGUUUAAGUUAAACCCGCUCUGUCAGUCCUGCCGGGUUGGGUAAAGACUGAAUCCUGGAAAGAGACUCGCAUGUGGUCAAAAGGAAUACUGCAUUUAAUGCAAGCUUCGCCCUGUGCCUCUUUACUCUUAUUGUUUUCUUAUGUUUUAGAAUGAAGGAGGUUUCAGAAGGCACUUUUUUUCAAGUUUGAAGAGGAAAGCAUGACAAAGUACUUGGAUUCUGUUUGUAUAAUACCAGAAACAUAUAUACUUGGGUUGAAUUAUUUUUCUAGAAUGUCAUUAAACAAAAACAGCAGUAAUUUAAGAAAAAA